CAGGAUCCUCUUUGGCACCGUGUGCACAGUGUGGAAGAGGACAUUCAGGACCUUGUUUGAUGGGGUCAGGAGUAUGCUUCAGGUGUGGCCAACCGGGCCACUUUGCUAGAGACUGCCCCGUUUUCAGUGAGCCACAGAUGGGGUCACAGGGUUCUGUUGCAAAUGUUCCUCGACAAUUGUAUCCGGGUGCUUCCAACAUGGCAGGCAGUCAGUUCAGUGGCCAACAGGGCCGAGGACAAGGGGGACGUGGAAUUGGAGGCAGAUCAGGAGGUAGAAGUCAGUAUCAGGGUUCUGCCACUCAGGGUAGGGGACAAGCUCGAGUUUUCACCCUGACCCACCAGGAUGCUCAAGCUUCAAAUGCAGUUGUGGCAGGUGAGCCGGGACAGCCUUCUUCCUCCGCCCAGCCGCCACAGUAAUUUGUCGUCAAGUCUGCCACAGGAGGAUAUUUUGUUCUGGGUUAACCUGCUUUUCUACCUCGCAGGUUGUUUAUCAAUAUUGUGUAAUUUUAAUUACUCCUAGAAUUUCAGCAUGUGUUAGCAGUAUUUAUUUGAAUUUGGUCUGUAAUAUUUUUAUCAUGUUGGACCUGUAAACUUAAACAUGUUAUGCAUGUUGAUGGAUUGGAUGAGGGAGCUGAGCUCCCAUUUAUUUUA
Messenger RNA from Hevea brasiliensis (rubber tree), 650 nucleotides. RefSeq lists its product as uncharacterized. The transcript has 3 exons. NCBI's taxonomy places the organism in Eukaryota, Viridiplantae, Streptophyta, Magnoliopsida, Malpighiales, Euphorbiaceae. The record is from RefSeq and is a predicted model, not a curated record. Gene Ontology annotation, molecular function: nucleic acid binding; zinc ion binding. The coding region runs from base 60 to 416 and encodes 118 amino acids.